AUGGCUAAAAAGGGUAACAAGACGAAGAGCACCGCAACACCUCCUCCAGAACAAUUGCCAUCAAAUGAUAAGAAGGAAAAGAGAGGUAAAGGACGUGUGGAGCUCACAGAAGACCAGAAGAGGGCGCUAAAGGCCAACAGAAGUAAGGUAACAAACACUACUAGCUGGACCGGAAAACUUCCACACACUCUCUUACACGAAAUAACUGUAAAGCGAAAAUGGAACAAAGUAGAAUAUGUUAUGAAUCGUAUAGGGGACAAGGGAAUGCUUGCUUUCGCUGUAUUAUCGUACACAGAUCCCAAAACGAAAGAAACCCUUACGGUACGAAUGCAAGAUCCUACUUUUGAUAAAAAGACGAAUAGUGGAUUACUUGUUCCUCAGGAGACACCAGCAGAGGCCCGGCAUUAUGCGGCUACGUUAGCAUUGGCUCGAAUUGCGCAUAAUACUAACAUGCAUAUGAUGUUGCCGCCGAAUCACAAGAAAAUAUGGCAUGAGCUCGAUGAUUAUAAAAAGAAGUUAAAUCAAGAGAACCCGGCACUAUGCUGUAAGAUCUUUGAUGUAGAUCCUUUUAAAACACUAGUUGAAGAUCGUAAACUACGGGAGAAACAAGAGAAGGAGCGAGGACAAACUUUGGAGUCUGAGAAGAAGGCUAAGAAGCCUCCAAUAAUGGUCACUUCAUUAAAACAACCUGAGGAAAAGGAAUCCUCUGCUAAUGCUCGUUCUCGGAAAUCCAAGCAGAUAAACUUACAAGUUCACACUGUGAAAUUUCCUAGGAAGGUUUGGGAGAUGGCAACAUAUAUUGACUUAGAGCAAUCAACGAGGAAUUUUAUUGAGAAUUCUUUGAAAUCAUAUGUUGAUUGGCAUAUUAAGAUGUAUAAUGGAGAAGUUACCCCAGAACGCGAGCAGUUACGGCAACAGUUGCUUGCUUUUGGUUUCCGCAAUUCCCAUGUUGCAGAGGCGAUGAAAUAUAAAGAUGCGCUUUCGUUUCUUCUAUUUCAUCUGCCUGAGGAUGAUUUGCCACCUUUUUUCCAUAGAAGAAUUGAGGAUACGAAGAUGAAGGUUGAAUUGGCAACAUUGCCGCUUGCCACAAGAAAUAUGAUAGAUAGAUUAAUGGAGUCAGGGUUUUCGUAUGAGGAGUGUCUUCUUGCCCUUGAACAGUCAUCCUUUGACGAGGCUGAAGCUGCUGGUAUCCUCACUGCUUCCCUUGCACCUAGUGAUAUGCAAUCUACUGAAAUAUCCUCAGACGAGUCGAAAGAGAUAUGGUAUCAGGAAUUAGAUGCACUCUCGAGUAUUUACGAGGCCGACCAACAUACUAUUAUAGAAAAGGAUACCUGCUUCAUGAUGAAUUUAAGCGAAGAACUACAUUUAAAAGUGAAGUUUUACAAGACAAAGUAUUACCCAUCUCAGCUUCCUGGAAUUAUCGUUUCGACGUUUGAUAAGAACUAUAAAUUGCCAAAUUAUAUUAAACAACAGAUAGUGCGGAAGUUAUUGCACUAUAUUGAGAGUUCUGGCAUCUUUGGAGAUAUUUUGCUGUUCAACAUAUUUGGGUGGUUACAAGAGCAUUUGGUAAAUAUCAUUGACAAUCCAGGUCCAUUGUUCUUUGAAACCAAGAACGGCGAAGGAAAUUUGAGAGACCAAAAAUCAAAACCAGCAAUCAAAAAAGAAUCUAAAGGAAGAGGUCGUGCAACUAAGACAUUAACGCAAGAUGAGGUUACUCGAAUUGAACAGGAAUAUUUAGAUAGAAUUAAAACACCACAAUAUGGUGAAAUGAUUAGUCAAAGAUCAAAAUUGCCAGCCUGGGGUAAACAAAAGAGAAUUGUCGAAAUGGUAGAAAAUAAUGAUGUCAUUCUCGUUACAGGUGAAACAGGUUCCGGUAAAUCGACUCAAGUUGUUCAAUUCCUGCUUGAUAGUUUGAUGAAGGAUAAGAAGGACUUUUCGAAGCGCAAAAUUAUAUGUACGCAGCCCAGGAGGAUUUCAGCAAUAGGUUUAGCGGAACGUGUAUCAGAUGAAAGACGCACAAAAUGUGGUAGUGAGGUUGGUUAUAUUAUUAGAGGCGGUAACAAGACAUCGGCAUACACUAGGAUAGUCUUUAUGACUACCGGUGUUUUGGUUAGAAUCCUACAGGGGGAUAAGACUUUCUUGAGUAACUCUAUUGUUGUUAUAGAUGAGGUACACGAGAGAAGUGUUGACACUGACCUUUUGGUUAUUUUAUUGAAGAAUAUUCAUAAGAAAAUUCCAGGCAUGAAGAUUGUUUUAAUGAGUGCUACCGUCAAUGUUGAAAUCUUUAAGAAUUAUUUUGAUGGUAUGAAAACAUGUCAUAUCGAAGGGAGAACAUUUCCAAUUAAGGAUUACUUCUUAGAGGAUAUUUUGGAGGAAUUAGACUUUAAAAUUAAAAGAAAAAACUUCGACGAUAUCGACUUUGUUGACGAAGACUCAGCUUUCUUGAGACCAACAGCGGAUUCGAAGUUUUUCCAAAGUGGCCAGAUCAAUUUCGAUCUUUUAGCUGAUACCGUUUUCCAUGUCCAUAAAAGGUUGAUUUCUGAGAACAACAACGGUUCUAUUAUCGUAUUUUUGCCCGGUGUUGGUGAAAUUAACAAGUGCUGUCAAAUUUUAAGUCGCGAAGACAAUAAUUCAGACCUUGUCAUUUUACCCUUGCACUCUUCUUUGACAACCGAAGCCCAGAAGCGUGUUUUCAAUAGGAUUCCAGGGAAACGUAAAGUUGUGGUCUCUACUAACAUCGCUGAAACAUCCAUCACUAUUGAUGAUUGUGUCGCCACUAUUGACACUGGUCGUGCGAAGGUCAUGGAUUACAAUCCAAAAGAAAAUAUUACGAAGUUGGUAGAAACCUUUAUUUCUAAAGCAGAAGUAAAACAACGUAGAGGUCGUGCUGGUAGAGUUCAAGAGGGCUAUUCUUACAAAUUAUUUUCGAAAAAUGUCUUUAAUGGAAUGAUGGAAUCGCCUAUACCUGAAAUCAAAAGAAUACCUUUGGAGUCUUUGUAUCUAUCAGUGAAAUCGCUCAGUAUAACAAAUGUGAUGAAAUUUUUGGCAACCGGUAUCGAUCCACCACCCAUGUCUUCCUUUUUGAAGUCUGAACAAAUGUUAAUAAGAACAGGUUUACUUCGAGAAGAAGAUAAGUCACUGACCGAACUUGGUAAAUAUGUGAGCAUGAUGCCUGUUAUGGAUACUAAGCAUGGUAAACUCUUAGUUUAUUCGAUAAUUUUCGGAUGCACAGAUAUUGGUGUCUUACUCACAUCUGUAUUAGGCGCAGGAGCAAUGCCAUUUGUUGGUCCAAGUGAAAACAGAGAUAAAAUAAAGGCUAUAUUAUCACAGUUCAAAGGUAAAGGCGAUAUACUAGCAAUCACCGAGAUAGUAAGCCAAUACCUCGACAUGAAGGACAGCUCAAGUCGCCGUAAGUUUAUGGCAGAUAACUUGUUAUCCUAUAGGAAACUUGAGGAAAUUCAGAACUCGAUUACUCAGUACUAUUCUAUUUUGGCGGAUGCCGGGCUACUUCCUUUGGGAUACAAGCCUGGAUCUGUUGAACAUUUGAACAGAAAUGCAGGUAAUUAUAACGUGUUAAAGUGCAUAAUAACUGGUGCAUUCUAUCCCAACGUGGCACGAGUUCAAUAUCCAGAUCCAAAGUUCAUCUCUGUCAGUUCAGGCGCUGUAGAGGUAGACUCGGAGGCCAAGCUGACUAAGUUCUGGAUUAUCAACGAGGAAUACAUAGACCAUCUCUCUUCUGUUGAGCCCAAAAAUGAUACCGGAAACGCUCCACUCCCUACUACUCGGGCGUUUAUACAUCCUUCGUCGGUGCUAUUCACAUCGGAAAAUUCCCAGGCCCAACCUAUCAGUGCGAUGGAUGAUAACAUCUCCCCGUCCUUAUCUAAGCUCACACUCUCCUCGUCCAAAGCUCCCUUUGUGGUCUACAAUGCAGCUUUUUCAACAUCCAAACUUUUUUUGCGUGACCUGACACCGACAUCCACUCUAGCACUGCUUCUAUUUGGAGGCCCUAUCCACUACGAGAUUCACGGAACCGAGCAUUCUCCAGGCAUUGUCGUUGAUCAAUGGCUCCCAAUACGAACUUGGUGCAAGAAUGGUGUCCUAUUAAAAGAAGUAAGAGAACUACUUGACCAAGUACUGCAGAAGCGACUAGAGGAUACGACUUCAUUCAGCCCCGACGAUAAAGAAGGGCAAAUCUUAAAACUUAUAGAACACGUAAUCAACAUAGAAUAA
Molecule: messenger RNA, 4230 nt
Organism: Eremothecium sinecaudum
Lineage: Eukaryota; Fungi; Ascomycota; Saccharomycetes; Saccharomycetales; Saccharomycetaceae
Product: RNA helicase
Exons: 1
Coding region: 1-4230 (1409 amino acids)
Cellular component (GO): intracellular anatomical structure
Molecular function (GO): ATP binding; protein binding; RNA binding
Source: RefSeq, a predicted model, not a curated record